Messenger RNA from Dovyalis caffra, 405 nucleotides. Lineage: Eukaryota; Viridiplantae; Streptophyta; Magnoliopsida; Malpighiales; Salicaceae. The record is from the annotation of a GenBank genome assembly.
AUGGCUGCAAAAGAGGAAGUUAGGAGUGGAAGGGAAGAUGAAGAAGAGAAGUAUGUGUAUAGGAUAAGCACAGACAAAGAGUGGGAGGAGUUUCAGAAAAAUGAAUCUUGUUUUGGUGGACAACUUGACAAAUCUUCUGGCUUUAUCCACCUCAGCAAGCUCGACCAGGUCAUGUCAACAUUACAAAACUUUUUCCUGAAUGCUAAGGUGGAUCUGUAUCUGCUUCAAAUUGAUGCGAACAAGCUUGGGGAUGGAUUGGUAUAUGAAGCCGUGGAUGGUACCAACAGCUUCCCUCAUUUUUAUGGCCCUUCGCGGAGUUUCAGUCCUCUGCCUUUAGACGCAGUUACCAAAGCAGAGAAACUUGUUCUAGCAGAUGGCCAGUUCAGUUGUAGUUUGCUGAAGUAA